Paramisgurnus dabryanus is the source of this 3953-nucleotide messenger RNA. RefSeq names its product transferrin receptor 1a (gene tfr1a). Gene Ontology annotation, cellular component: external side of plasma membrane. The record is from RefSeq and is a predicted model, not a curated record. Gene Ontology annotation, biological process: iron ion transport; intracellular iron ion homeostasis. NCBI's taxonomy places the organism in Eukaryota, Metazoa, Chordata, Actinopteri, Cypriniformes, Cobitidae.
CGCCAAUAAAACCCGCCUCCAACCGCACCAGUCAUGAUCAAGGUUAGUUUAUAUGGCACAUUGUGGUGCCUGUGAUCUAUGUAGGCAGCACUGACUGGUCGUGACUUUCACCUUCAUUAGGACAGCAGUUUUGCAGCAUUGUCCUCAAAGCCACGAUGGAUCAAGCCAGGACAACAAUAUCAAAAAUUUUCAAUGGGGAGCCGCGCUCAUAUACGCGCUUUAACCUGACCCAGAACAUGGAGGGUGACAACAGCCAGGUGGAGAUGAAGCUUUCUGCAGACACAGAUGAAGAGGCAGAGGUCAAUGGAGUUGGAGAAAAAAUGAAUCCACAUAAUCCGCCAUAUUACCCGAGCAAGCUAAGUCAACGCUCCCCGAGAAACAUUUGCUUCAUUGCCAUUGGCAUUCUGUUCCUCUUCAUCACUGGAUACCUCAUUGGUUACCUGUCUCAUAGAAACAAAGUCAACCCGAAGCCUGUUAAUUGUCCAUUACCUGAGGAAACGUUGGCAAUAAUAGCAGAUGCGCCUGUUUCCAUGGACUGGAGUGAUGUAAGGGUACUGUUGAAGAACAAACUAACUGCAUCCAGCCUUAAAAGCACCCUCAGGGAAUUUUCUAGUGCAACUCACCAGGCAGGAUCAUCAGGAGAUGAGGCACUGGCCAAUAACAUCAUGGGAAAAUUCAAAUCUUUUGGAAUGAACCCCUGGACGGAUGAGCACUUUGUUAAGAUAGAUUUACCUGGUGCCUCAGGUAACAAAGUUCAGUUCCGUGGUAAUACUAUUGGAUCGAAUGAGGGCUAUUUGGCGUACAGUGCAGCUAAAACGGUGGAGGGUCCUGCUCGCUAUGCCCAUUAUGGAAGAGUCGAAGACUUCAGGCGCCUCCAAGAAUGGAAUAGUGAUGCGAAUGGAAAGGUUGUCUUGGUCAGAGCCGGACUAAUAAGUUUUGCUGAAAAGGUUGCUAAUGCCGAGAGCGUAAACGCUAGUGCUGUGCUGAUCUACCCAGAUCCUGUUAACUACAAAAUUAAAGAUGACACUGCUCUUUUUGGCCAUGUUCAUCUUGGAACUGGUGAUCCUUACACUCCUGGAUUCCCUUCCUUCAAUCACACCCAGUUUCCUCCAGCUCGCUCUUCUGGUCUGCCUAGUAUUUCAGCACAUACUAUCACCAUAAAACAGGCUACUGAGAUCAUGAGUCAGAUGGGUGGUAAAAAUAUGCGCGAAUGGACAGAUGGAGUCCUUCCGGGUAUCCUCUACAAUCUUGGUGAUGAUAAGGAUGUUAUCACCGUAGAAGUGAACAAUGUCAUCACUGAGAAAAAAAUCCACAAUGUGUUUGGAGUCAUUAAAGGUUUUGUGGAUGCAGAUCGGUAUGUUGUGAUUGGAGCCCAGAGAGAUGCCUGGGGUACCGGAUAUGCCAAAUCCACAGUUGGCACUAGUUUGCUGGUUGAAUUGGCCAGAACGAUCACUGACAUGAUCAAGAAUGAUGGAUUUAGGCCAAAGAGGAGCAUAGUGUUUGCCAGCUGGAGUGCUGGUGAAUUUGGCAGUGUUGGUGCCACCGAGUGGUUGGAGGGCUACUUGACUUCCUUGAAUAUGAAAGUGUUUGCUUACAUCAGUCUUGAUGAAGUUAUUUCAGGUAGUGAAUCUUUCAAAGCGACUGCAAGUCCACUCCUGUAUGAUUUAAUUGAGGGUACUAUGAAACAGGUCUCUUAUCCACUUGUUCCAACAAAAUCCCUGCAUGAACAGUUUGUUUCAUCCAACUGGGAAACCUCUGUAAUGGAGCCCAUGGGUUUGUCGCACUCCGUCUAUCCAUUCCAAACCUUCUCUGGCAUCCCGUCAUUCUCGUUUCGAUUUACUUCGACUUCAAAGCUGUACCCAUUUGGCACUGUUGAGGAUACCUAUGAGAGUCUGGAGAGGUACACUUCUGGCAAUUCUCUGAAACUGGCCCAAGCAGCGGGCGAGGUGGCCGGGCUGGUUACUGUUCGGCUGGUACACGACCACUUGGUCAAACUGAAUGUGGCAAAGUAUACCAGUCUCAUCCGCAAAAACGUAUUGGAGAUUAACUCUAAAGUACAGACACUUCAGGCCUCUGGGCUUCUGUCGAAAACUUUGACAAUGCAGUGGCUUUUUUCAGCUCAGGGCUCAUAUGAUCGUGCUGCCAAUGCACUUGUUAAUGUCAUCCGCAACAGUGAUCUUGAUGACAUGGAGCAGAGUCGCAUCAUCAACAACCGCAUUAUGAGGGUGGAAGGAAACUUCCUCUCUCCAUUUGUGUCUCCGCGGGAGAGUCUUUUCCGGCACAUUCUUCUAGGUUCUGGCGAGCACACCCUCGGAGCUCUGGUGGAUCACCUCAUUGCUAUUAAAGAAAGAGCUGAAUCUGCCAACGUUGACCAAUUCAGGAACCAGUUUGCUUUAGCCACUUGGACAAUCCAAGGCUGUGCCAACGCACUUGCAGGAGAAAUUUGGGAUUUGGAUAAUCAGAUUUAAGCAAACGGCUCUCCCAAUUUUUUUAUAUAAUUUUUUGCGAUACUUUGAACAAUCACCCUAUACAAAAGAAAGGACAAUUAAAGUGAAAAUAAAUUGUAUGGUGCUUCAUUAUGAUUACCUCAUUCAACUGCAGUCAAAAUUACUUGUGGGAUAAAUUAAGGUCUUAUUAGAUGAUAUUCUUGUUACAAAUUUGGAAUGCGUUACUGUUUUGUUAUUUUCUUUAAUAUCGUCACACUCCUGUUAGGAACUUUUGGGGUAAUGCCUUAGCAAUCUAAAGUUAAAGCUUGAUCUAAUUGUAACAACAGUCAGACAAUCGGCCAUUGUCAAUUUAAUGCAUUACCUUACUCACCUGUGCUCAUGCAACACCUUUAUAAGCACAGUAUUUUUGUGCCAUCGGUUAUAUACUCUGUAUUUUGGAUAAGUGUCUUAUGAGAUCAGUUCUGACAAAUAAUUCAAAAUACGGGGUAAAAAGGCCUUUCCGGUGGUCUUGUGAUCUCUAUUUAUUUAUUUAUCAGUGACAGGGCUCACUAUAAAUAUAUUUUAUAACGCCUUUUUUACCAAAUGUAUAAUUAUCGGAAGCAGUGCCUUCCAUAAUUAUGACAGUUAUACUGUCGAAAUGUGAAAGCAGCAUCUGCUAUGGAGAUAACCUUGUUUUAAAAGCAAUGACUAGAGACUGUGUUGAAAGUAAUUGGCAAGAUAUAGCUAUGAUAGUUUACCCAACAAAUUAAGAAAGUCUAAUAGUUUCCCUUUUAAAACAUUGUUAUACUUGAUCCAGAAUCAUUAUCGGGAGCAGUGUCUUCCAUAAUGCGAAAAAUGAUGGUAGUUUUUGCCUACCGACGUGUUGAUAUCGAGGGCAGUGCCCCUCAUAUUUCACUGUGGUGUGGAUGUAAUUAUCGGGAACAGUGUUUCCCAUGAUGAUGUACAAAUCGUCUGAAUUCACACACACUUACCAUGCUAGAUAUCUGUUUUGAGUCAUGUAAUCUACAGUAUUGUCAGUUCUCAUUAACCAUCAAUUGCCGUCACCUUCUUUUGCUUUGGAUUAAUCAAAUGAGGAUCAAAGCAGAGGUUACAAACUAGAAAUGUUUCAGGGAAGGGCUUUGAAAAGAUUUUUCUUUUUUUCUCAUUCGGUUUCUGAAUCUCUUAUGUGUUAUUUAGAUAUAUGUUGUGUGCCAUAGAUUAUGAUUGAAGCUUUAAAGAGGUUUGUCUUUUCUGUUUUCUAUUCAUAUUCUUGCUUUGUGUGUAAUAAUCAGAUUAUUAUAAUAUUUUGAAACUCUUCAGAUGAUUGGUUAAAAUGUUCACAUUUAAUACUAGCAUCUUAAAUCGUAUCAAAAUCUUCAGAAAAAUAAUAAGUCUAAGUUUAGUUACAAGUGGACAUUUUUUAUGCACUGACAAAAAGCAAACAUCCAAGUAUGAAUUUGAAAUGUGUGCUAUUUGAACAUAAUAUGCAUAUAUGAAAAAUAUAUUAAAGAUUCUCUUGUUUAUGAA